AAAGUUUCUGCUGGAGGGGAGAGUGAGGGGAAGGGGUGGUGGGUGGUGCUGGAGGUGGUAGAGAAGAGGUUGCAUUUUCGAUCAGGAGAGAUCGCUACAUGCGCACGUUUUAACCUUCAGGAAGAAGAGACGACAGAGGAAACCGAGAGAGAGAGAGAGAGAGAGAGAAAAAGGAGGGGGUUGAGUGCAGACAGGAGGAGUGCAGACACACCGAGAGAGAGAGAGAGAGAGAUUGAGGAUACACACACACACGCACACAGGAAAGAGAAGACGGGGGGAGACUGAAGAAUAGAGGAAGUAACAUUAAAGAGAGAGAGAGAGAAGUCAAGAGAAUCAGACAGAGACGCGAUCAGAAAGACCAGGGAGGUCUGUGAAUCCCAGUCACCAUCACCACUGAGGUCAACAUGAGCAACGCACGAGUGACACACAGCAUCUCCACCAUCUACCUGCUCCUCCUCUGCUGCCAGGUGCACCCAGGUUACACUUCAAGCGACAAUACUUAUGAAACUCCCUCACCAAACCAUACCCCAAUUCCAGAACUUCAAGACAAGGCCAAUACAAACCAAAUUGUAGUGCAGAAAAAUAUUGUUCUAUCAGAGUCUGAAAAUGUUAGUUCAAUAGUGAACAUUACUGUGGCAACAAGAGUUGUACUGUCCUGCAAUGUGAAUGAAAAAAACUUGGCCUCAACCUUUUCUUGGAAAAAAGCUGGGAAGAAUAUUGACAACAGCAUUGAAAGCUAUCAGUUUCAAUUUCAAAAUAACAGUGAUGCUGCCAGCUAUUCCUGUACCUACUCUAGCGACAGCAAAACGAUGGUCGGAACAUUUGUAGUUCAAAUUCCUCCCAUAUCUGUCAAAGAUGAAAAGGUAUCUCGUUCAACCGGUGAUCUGGCUAAUCUGACCUGCGAAAGUGAGGUUCUUCCCCUUAACUGGGCCUGGUCAAAGGACAUCAAUGGCAGCAAGGUGGACCUGAGUAAUGAUACAGAUGGCCAGUAUUCCAUUCAGAUCCACGGCAACAAAUCAUCCCUCUUGAUAAAGAACCUGGUUGCUAAUGACAGCAAUUAUUACCACUGCCAUGCUACCUAUGAAGUGGGGAUUGUGGGGAAUAAGAUCUUCCUGCGUGUUCACAAUUUUAUUGAUGCCAUCAUACCUUUCGUAUUUAUUGUCGGGGAGGUGCUCAUUCUAGUUGCUAUCAUUCUGGUUUGUGAGUGGAAGACAAAACCAAAAGGAGAUUCUGCGGUGAAUGGCACAGAGACUGAAAAGUUUCAUGAGAAAGUGAGUACACAGGAGGCACUGGAUUCCAAUGAAAAUGGAACCCGGCACCGGAAAAGUGAAGCCCAAUAGAAAUCCUUUUGAAGCGCCUUUCUUCUGCCGUGUACAAAGGUGACUCACGCAAAUCUUGAAUUGCUACUAGAUGAACCAAGCAAUGAAUUGAGCAAAUGCUUCCCUGCCAUCUGCACUAGAAUUAGAUCUUCAACCAGCAGACAUCCAAUGACUUCUCGGUUGUUACUUUCAAUGCACAGAUUUUUCACACUUGAUCACUUGCACUAACCUAUUCGCAAACCAUCCAAUAUCCAGCAGAUGUGUUCCAGCAGAACGCAGGUCAGAAAUUCCACCCAGUCUUUAGGCCUGCAAGAGACCAUUUUG
Molecule: messenger RNA, 1643 nt
Organism: Callorhinchus milii (elephant shark)
Lineage: Eukaryota; Metazoa; Chordata; Chondrichthyes; Chimaeriformes; Callorhinchidae
Product: embigin
Exons: 9
Coding region: 405-1340 (311 amino acids)
Biological process (GO): cell-cell adhesion
Cellular component (GO): cell-cell junction
Molecular function (GO): cell adhesion molecule binding
Source: RefSeq, a predicted model, not a curated record